Diaporthe citri is the source of this 1653-nucleotide messenger RNA. RefSeq lists its product as uncharacterized. Lineage: Eukaryota; Fungi; Ascomycota; Sordariomycetes; Diaporthales; Diaporthaceae. Gene Ontology annotation, molecular function: propionyl-CoA carboxylase activity. The record is from RefSeq and is a predicted model, not a curated record. The coding region runs from base 1 to 1653 and encodes 550 amino acids. The transcript is spliced from 2 exons.
AUGGCAGGCGAAAAUGACGGUCCAAAGGCGAGGUUGCGCCUGAAGCAGAUUGCAUCUCAAAUACAAAGCCACAACAACAACACCGACGGCAACUUAUCAACAGCCCCGCCAGAGAGACAGGCUGCGAAACGGACCAGGAGGAAGGACAAGAAUGCACCCCCUGCCGACUGGUCUGAUAUACUGGGACAAGUCGAGGCCGUGAAGAAGAUCGCGGAAACCCCACCGACAGAGCGUCCGGGUUAUGUGCGCCAGAAACAAGCAGGCAAGCUAUGGGUCCGAGAACGCAUCGACGCCUUCCUCGACCCGGGCAGCUUCUACGAGGUCGGGUCCGUGGCGGGGACCAUCGACUGGAGGACGACGACUGCUGGCGAGGAGGCCAAGGCCAAGGACGAGGUCCGAGGGUUCACGCCGAGUAACAACGUCCAAGGCUUCGGCACCGUGGGCGGGCGCCGCGUCCUGUUCACCGCAGACGACUUCUCGCUGCGGGCUGGCCACGCCGACGGGGCGAUCUGGGCCAAGACGGUGUACAUGGAGAGGCUGUGCCUCGACCUGCGGCUGCCCAUCGUCAAGCUCGUCGACGGCAGCUCCGGCGGGGGCUCGGUGACGACCAUAAUGAAGGACGGGUUCAGCUACGUGCCUCCCACGCCUGGUUUCAGGGAGGUCGCCGAGCAGCUCAGCCUUGGUAUCCCCAACGUCGGUGCCGUGCUGGGCCCGGCAAUUGGGCUUGGUGCUGCUCGGGUAACUGCGUGCCAUUUCUCCGUCAUGGCCAGUGAUGUCGGCUCCCUGUUCAAUGCCGGGCCACAUGUGGUCGCAAAAGCCACGUUCGAGGAGGGAUUGACCGUCAGUGAGCUGGGCGGGCCGGAAAUCCACUGCGCAAAUGGGACAAUCGACAACGCCGUCCCCGACGAGGCUGCUUGCUUCGCCCAGAUCACAAAGUUCAUUUCCUAUGUUCCUGAUUGUGGGCUGAAUAAUCUUCCUCCCGUAGCAGAGGCUGCAGACCCUUCCGACAGGGACGUGACAUCGCUGCGUACUAUCAUACCUCGACGCCGCCAACGGGCUUAUUCCAUGCUGCGGCUGAUACAGACGACGCUGGACCAAGACUCCUGGUUCGAAAUAGGGGCUGGCUGGGGGAACACAGCAUUUGUGGGGCUCGGCCGCAUGGGUGGUCGGCCAGUCGGGGUCGUCGCGAACAAUCCCGAAGUACUCAGCGGUGCCACCGAUGCGCUGGGAGCACAGAAGAUGACAAGACACCUGAACCUGUGUGAUGUCUUCAAUCUUCCCCUGAUCCAGUUCGUCGACUGCCCCGGAUACGCCGUCGGCACUGCAGCGGAACGCCAAGCAACCAUGAAGUACGGGGUUGAGCUGGGCAAAGCCUACUACUCGACCACCAUGCCAAUCUUCAACGUGCUUGUCAGAAAGUGCUACGGAGUUGCUGGCGGGCUGAUGGUUGACUGCCGCGAUCCUCACAACCGCGUCGCUUGGCCGAGCCUCGAAUCGGGAAGCCUCCCGCUGGAAGGUGGCAUUGAGGCCAGCCAUUCCAGAGAGCUGAAGGACGCAGGAGAGAAACGAGCCGAGGUCUACGAGAAUCUGGUGAACGAAUAUACCAGGCUACAGAAUCCUGUACCACGUGAAACUGCCAGAAAGACUGCGUGA